Messenger RNA from Colletotrichum abscissum, 1839 nucleotides. Its product is annotated as GMC oxidoreductase. NCBI's taxonomy places the organism in Eukaryota, Fungi, Ascomycota, Sordariomycetes, Glomerellales, Glomerellaceae. Gene Ontology annotation, molecular function: flavin adenine dinucleotide binding; oxidoreductase activity, acting on CH-OH group of donors. The coding region runs from base 1 to 1839 and encodes 612 amino acids. The record is from RefSeq and is a predicted model, not a curated record. The transcript is spliced from 4 exons.
AUGGGUCUCUACAGCAAGCUGGCGGAUGAUAUUACAGAGGUGGACGUGAUCAUUGCUGGAGGCGGAACAGCAGCUUGCGUCCUCGCUGGUCGUCUCGCGGCCGCCGACCCUCAAUUGUCCAUCCUCGUCAUUGAAGGCGGCACGAACAACCGCGAUGUUCCCAAUGUCGUCCACCCCGCCUUCUUUCUGGACCACCUUGCCCCGACGAGCAAGACCGCAAUCUUUUACCAGGGCAACGUAUCCGACAAGCUGGCAGGUCGCGGUCCCAUUGUCCCGGCUGGAGGAAUACUCGGUGGCGGUUCCUCGAUUAACUUUAUGCUCUACACCCGCGCCCAAAAGUCUGACUUUGAUUCAUGGGCGACACCCGGCUGGUCUUCGGCAGACCUUUGGCCUUACCUGAAGCGCUUCGAGACGUACCACGGUAACGGCGACCCGGCCCACCACGGCUCUUCUGGCCCGGUGCAUGUGUCUUCGGGAGGCUUCCGUGUCGAGAGUGUCGAGGAUGAUAUCCUGGCCGCCGCAAAGCAGACUGGCUACCCCGAGAUUCGGGACUUGCAGAACCUAGAGGCAAACAACGGCUAUGAAAGGUGGAUGAGAUACGUCUCGCCUGAAGGCAGACGACAGGAUGCCGCACACACUUUCCUGCACCCACUUCUCGAGGAUGGAAAGCACCCGAACCUUCACGUAUUGGUGGAGUCAAAGGUGAUCCGCGUCCUGUUUGACGACCAUAAGCGUGCCGUCGGAGUCGAGUACACUCCCAACUCAGACUACCAGGCUGUCUUGAACACCACACAACAACCGGUCCGGAGCGUCAAGGCAAAGAAGAUGGUGGUCGUGUCGUGCGGCGCCUGCGGAACCCCCGGCGUUCUCGAGCGCUCUGGCCUAGGAAGCAAGAAGAUCCUGAACAAGGCUGGCGUUCCCGUUGUGGCGGAUCUGCCUGGCGUGGGAAGCAACUAUCAAGAUCACAACCUUGUUUUGAUGCCCUACAAGACGGUGUUGAAGCCGGAGGAGACGCUGGAUAACAUCUUUAGCGGGCGCAUAAGCCACGAGGAUGCGAUUGCCAAGAAGGACAAGAUGCUGGGCUGGAACGGUGUCGAUGUCGUCAGUAAAAUCCGGCCCACUGAGGAAGAGGUAAAGAAGCUCGGUCCCGAGUUCGAAAAGGCAUGGGAGAAGGACUUCAAGAAUGACCCCAACAGACCUGUCAUGCUUACUGGUUUCCUUCACGGGUUCCUGGGCGACCACGCCGCCAUCCCGCAAGGCCAGUACACCACAGUCGCAAACUACACGGCGUACCCCUACUCCCGCGGUAGCAUCCACAUCACCGGCCCCGCCCUAACGGAUCCCCUCGACUUCGAGACCGGAUUCUUUAGCGAUCCUGACGACCUGGACCUCAAGAAGCAGAUCUGGGCCUACAAGCACUCGCGCGAGGUCGCCCGCCGCACAGCCCUCUACCGCGGCGAAGUCGCCGGCGGACACCCUUCCUUUGCUGCGGACUCCAAGGCCGCGCUUGUCGAGUCCGUCUCGGCGGACGCGUAUAAGAACGUCAAGCCGAUUGAGUAUUCUAAGGAAGACGACAAGGCGAUUGAACAGUUCUUGAGGGAGAACAUCAACACGACGUGGCAUUCUCUUGGAACGACCAAGAUGGCGCCGCGGGAUGAUGGGGGUGUUGUUGAUUCUUCGUUGAGCGUGUACGGUGUUGAGGGACUCAAGGUUGUUGACUUGAGUAUUGUGCCUGAGAAUGUUGGUGCUAAUACGAACAACACGGCAUUUGUGGUCGGCGAGAAGGCGGCGGAUAUCAUUGCAAAGGAUUUGGGCAUUAUCAUCGCGCCAAAGUUGUAA